Messenger RNA from Stereum hirsutum FP-91666 SS1, 1442 nucleotides. RefSeq lists its product as uncharacterized. NCBI's taxonomy places the organism in Eukaryota, Fungi, Basidiomycota, Agaricomycetes, Russulales, Stereaceae. Bases 1 to 1323 code for a protein of 440 amino acids. The transcript has 5 exons. The record is from RefSeq and is a predicted model, not a curated record.
AUGUCUACCCCACCAGCGUACCAAGAUCACCACCCUGUGUUGGCACAGGAUGUGCUGGCAGACGACCCCUACUCAACCCCUUCUUCUCCCCAGUAUACUCUUGAUGCACCUCCUUGCGAGCGCGUUCUGCAGACAUCCUCAGCUGCUACUUCCUCCGGUUCUUCCACCCUAGGGAAUGCAUCAUCCUCAGAGUUCAUCUUCAAAGGCUAUGCCAUGGAAAUCAACCUAGGGCCCAAACUCUGGGGUCUCAUGUUACCUGCCUUCGGUCACAAUGGCCACGUCGAAGGCACAGUCAAGCUCUAUAAGAACUGCACGCACACAUUGCGUCUGGUAGUCUCGCUCAUUGGUCGAGCAACCAUCACUUGCAGCAGAGGUCGAGGGAUCAUCGCGGACGCCUUCGCUACCGUCGUUUCGCAGACUGUGACUAUACCUCUAUCCGGCGACGGUCCAUAUUACCCCACAGAACAACCAUACACAUUUUCCAUUCCCUUCCCAACUUACGUCAAAGGUGGGACUCUCCCUAUCCCUCCUUCAUUUGCGGCCUGGAGCCCAGGAAUCAGCUCAGAAGUGUCUUACACGCUGAAGGUCGAUGCGUACCGUAAGGGCUUGCGGCGCCAUGAAGAUCGAAUCAUCCCUGUGUUCUACCUCCCAAAAACAUGGCCCUCUGUACCUCCUUUCCAUGGAGAUAUCAUGACGGACUUCGCCAACCCCCACGGACGAGUUAAGACUCUCAGGAUCCCUCGACUUGUCAGCAGCCAGUCCUCAAAAAGCAAACUCCCUGACGGCUGGAAGGCACCGAUAGUGAAGAUGUCCAUGCCUGCACUCUCGACAUUCAGUUCCGGCUUUCCCAUUCCUGUCAAAGUCGACAUCUCCUGUCCAGAAUCACCCGCAUUGCCGAAGAUGCUCUGCCCGUUCUUAGAAGUUCAGCUUCUGAGGCGGUUACUGUCGGUGGUGGACGGCAAGAUGGUACUCGGGAGUCAAGACCUUGUCAUUUGUAGCGGUAGUCUCAUUGAGACUAUGACUCCCCAGGAAGGCACGACCGUGAGUCAUUUUGAGGUCCUGGUUGGACAGCCGGGCCAUGAACAAACAUGGCAGGUGAAGGAUGUCGUCGAAGUAUCUUAUAUUCUCUCAGUAUCGAUAAAGCCGACCGAGAACAUGAAAUACCUUCCACGAUAUCGUCACGAAGAGGUCAUUCACGUCGUGAGUGAGCCGUGGGGUACUCGGGAGCGGGAGAUGCUUCAUUUGGGGGGUAUAUCUGCGCCUGCCGUGGCCUUGAACGGCGCGCGCAGGCCUCUUCGACUCACACACAGUAUGAAUUGGUGAACUAGAGGUGCUGCUGUCGUACCAAGACCGGGAGUACAGAGAUAUUACACUAGAAUACAGAUAUGCUUCUCUGGGUUGAGCGCGCACAAUACCCUAGUACGAUUGAUCAGGAUCAUUUU